This is a messenger RNA of Capronia epimyces CBS 606.96, 2481 nucleotides long. RefSeq lists its product as uncharacterized. Gene Ontology annotation, biological process: calcium ion transmembrane transport; intracellular calcium ion homeostasis. Gene Ontology annotation, molecular function: calcium ion binding; calcium channel activity. Gene Ontology annotation, cellular component: membrane. The record is from RefSeq and is a predicted model, not a curated record. Lineage: Eukaryota; Fungi; Ascomycota; Eurotiomycetes; Chaetothyriales; Herpotrichiellaceae. The transcript has a single exon. The coding region runs from base 1 to 2481 and encodes 826 amino acids.
AUGGCCUCCAAAGAUGCCAUCGUCACGGUGCAUGAAACCGCGGACGGCAUGACCCCGCUGCAGGAGAAGGAGAAGUCAUUCCCCACCACCACCGUGCAGGAGAAACAAUUCAUGGUUUUCGGCACGUCCAGCUUCGAGACCGAGACGGGCACAGAGACGGACAGGGGCCGCAAAUCAUCCCACGCCGGCGCCGCCUCCUUCCACUCUGCUGCGGUGCCUCCCAAGUUUGUCCACCAAGCCAGCGACUUCUCGCGGGGAGGAUACGACAAAGACAACGACAAUGAAGGGCUGACCACGCUGGGGAUCCAAUGGCAGCGGCUGACGAGAAACGUGCUGAUCCGAUACAUCGUCUACAUUGUGCCGGUGGCCAUCCUGCUGGCCAUCCCCAUCAUCCUCUUCGCCACGGUCUACAAGGGCCGCAAGAUCGGCACCAAGUUCAGCGACACCAGCCUGUCGCCGGUCUACACGGCCAACAUCACCUCGGUCGGCAACGGCAGCGGCAACGUCACGUCGGUGGUCAACAACACGGCCGAGACGGUGUACCAGCAGAGCCAGACCCACGUGGACAACGGCAUCCACUACCUGGGCCUGUUCAUCUGGAUCGAGGUGGUCUGGGUGCUGCUGUGGGUGGCGAAACUGCUGGCGCAGCUGGUGCCGAUUGUGUUCCAGACGGUAGCCGGGGCGAUUCACAAGGGGAUGCGCAAGUACCGGCUGGUGCUGCAGGCGGUGGAGAUCCCGCUGUCGCUCUUCUUCUGGGCUAUCCUGGCGAUCGCGUCCUUCUCGCUCAUCUACACGUUCGACCGGGACUUCCACUCGGCGCACGCCGGCAAGAUCCACUGGCUGAGCGUGCUGCACAAGGUCAACAAGGCCACCAUCGGCGUGACGGCGCUGUACCUGGUGGAGAAGAUGCUGAUCCAGAUGGUCAGUGUCAACUACCACGGCAAGCAGUUCUACGACCACAUCAAAGAACUCAAGGUGCUCAGCCGCGCCAUCGAGACCAUGUACGACGUGUCGCGGCGGCGGUUCCCCGACAAUCACCCGGCGUUCCGCGACGACGACCUCGACAUCCACGACACGCGCGGCUUCCGCAAGGACCGCCACGGCCGGCCCAAGCCCGUCGACGAGUCGACCGCCAUCUUCAUGACCAACCUCGGCAGCACCGCCGACCGCGUCACCUCGGUACUGGGCUAUCUGGUCAGCGACAUUGCCGGCCGCCAGGUGCUCAAUCCGACCGCCUCCGGGCCCGUGGUCGAAGCGGCGCUCGAGCGUCCCGUCAGCGCCGAAGCCCUGGCCCGCCGCAUCUGGAACUCGUUCACGAAUUUCGGCCACACGCCGCUCGACCUGGCCUGCAUCACGGCCGUGCUCGAGUCCAAGGUCGGGCCGGCGGCGGACCCGGCGCGCGCGGCCCAAGAAGCCGCCUACAUUCACCGCAAGAUCGACGCCGACGGCAACGGCGACAUCACGCUGGACGAGAUGGUCGAGCUGGUGACGCGGGUGGCGGCGGAGCGCCGGUCGAUCUGGGAGGGCGCGUGCAACGUCAAGGACGCCAUCAAGGUGCUGGACCGGGUGCUGAGCGUGGUGGUGCUGAUCUUCAUCUUCCUGAUCUACGCCGCCUUCUUCUCCAACUACCUGGCCACGCACUACACGCAGGUGUGGUCGGCCUUCACCGGCUGUUCGUUCCUGUUCGCCAGCACGGCGGGCGAGCUGUUCGCGUCGUGCAUCACCGUGUUUAUCAAACACCCCUACGACGUCGGCGACCGCAUCAACGUCGACGGCAAGGAGAUGCACGUGGUCAAGAUCUCGCUGCUGUACUCCAUCUUCCGUGAGGUGUCGUCGCGCCAGAUGGUCCAGAUCCCCAACAGCAUCCUGAACGGCCUGUGGAUCAAGAACCUGACCCGCUCGCGCGACCUGCGCGACCAGAUCACCGUCCACGUCGCCGCCGGCACCUCGUUCGCCGACCUCGACGCCCUGCGCGCCCAGCUCGCCGCCUUCGUCGUCCACCCCGAUCACCGCCGCGACUUCGGCCCCGACGUCCACCUACACCUCGUCCAGGUCCAAGACUUGAAACUGCUCGAGCUGCGCAUCGACUUCCAGCACAAGGGCAACUGUGCCUCCGACCUGCUGCGCUCGCAGCAUCGCACCAAGUUCGUCUGUGCCGUCUUGUCCGCCGUGCGGAAUGUCCCCAUCUAUCCUCCCGGCGGUGGUAACCCUGCUGCUGGCUCCAUCGAGUCACCCACCUACACCGUCGCCAUCACCGACGACGUCGCCCGCGCCGCCAAAGCCACUUUCGACGCGAACCAGGAUGCCAUGAGGUUGUAUCCCAAAUCUCAACAACAAGAACAACAACAAACUGUUUCGGAACAUGUCUCGCUACCCGUAAAUCCUACCGCCGGCCCCGUCAGCACGGGCCUCGAAAUCCUCCCCAGUCUACUCAGGAGGCAUGCCAGCAUCGCCUCGCAUGACACUGCCUCUGAGCGGUAG